This is a messenger RNA of Microthlaspi erraticum, 939 nucleotides long. The record is from the annotation of a GenBank genome assembly. NCBI's taxonomy places the organism in Eukaryota, Viridiplantae, Streptophyta, Magnoliopsida, Brassicales, Brassicaceae.
AUGGCGGCAGGAGGAGCAGUAGGCGGAGGAUCAUCGUCCGCCGGACGUACUCCGACGUGGAAAGAGAGGGAGAACAAUAAGAAGAGAGAGAGGAGGAGAAGAGCCAUCACGGCUAAGAUUUACUCUGGUCUCAGAGCUCAAGGCAACUAUAAGCUCCCCAAGCACUGCGAUAACAACGAGGUCCUCAAAGCUCUUUGCCUCGAAGCUGGUUGGAUCGUCGAAGAAGACGGCACCACUUAUCGCAAGGGUUUUAAGCCACCGGCGUCAGAAAUCUCAUUAACUCCAACAAACUUCAGCACAAACUCUUCAAUGCAAGCAAGUCCACAAUCAUCUGCAUUUCCAAGCCCUGCACCAUCCUACCAUGGAAGUCCAGUCUCAUCUUCCUUCCCAAGUCCAUCUCGUAACUCUUCCUCAUCAUACCUUCUCCUCCCUUUCCUCCACAACAUCGCUUCUUCCAUCCCCGCAAACCUCCCUCCUCUCAGAAUAUCCAACAGCGCUCCGGUAACUCCACCGCUAUCCUCUCCAACUUCUCGUGGCUCCAAGCGGAAACUCACUCCAGAGCAGUUACCAAACGGCGGGUCUCUGAGGCAUCCGCUUUUCGCUAUCUCAGCUCCGUCUAGUCCUACACGCCGUAACGGUCACCAAACGCCGCCGACGAUACCGGAAUGCGACGAGUCUGAGGAGGAUUCGAUUGAGGAUUCAGGGCGGUGGAUUAAUUUUCAGUCCACAGCUCCUCCUUCACCAACGUACAAUCUUGUUCAGCAGACGUCUAUGGCUAUGGCUAUUGAUAUGAAGAGAUCAGAGUGGGGGAUGAGCGGGAGAGUUUCGGAGUUUGAGUUUGAGAAUGGAACGGUUAAGCCGUGGGAAGGAGAAAUGAUUCAUGAAGUUGGUGUAGAAGAUCUCGAGCUCACUCUCGGCGGCACUAAAACCAGAUGCUGA